AUGGUCAUGAUCUUGGAUUGCGGCGGAGUGCUUUCCAGCACUGAUUCCAAGGUCAAACAAGAUGGACUGACGAUUUGGAAGGCGGCGCAGCCAGGGGCAUGGGCUUUUCUGCGGUGCUUCUGGGCCAAAUAUGGUCGGGACAAAUUGCACGUGAUUUCACGUGUCAACGCCCCCAACAAUGCACAGCACUGGGUGAUUCGCUUUUGCCAAGCAAUGCAGAUGGACACUGAGAAUGUGCACUUGGUCCGACAUGCAGCCGACAAAGGUGAAGUCUCAAAGAACCUCCGCGCCACCAACGCUGUUGAAGACAGCACCCUAUGUCUCUACCACAUGACCUUCGCCAACCACGUGAAUUGGAAGUACGGGAUUUUGUUCGACAAGCACUGGAGAAGCACCAAUAAGCCAUAUGACGGUUGGUGCAAAGCCAAAACAGUGCUCAACCCGAACAAAGCCUGGGACGAAAUUGCGAAAGGGACGAAUUGUUGGCCAGGCCCAAAAAUUUGGGAUACCCAGGUGAAAAAUGGGCCACCCUACGCUGAGGCCAGUGACGCAGUAGCUGACGGGGCGCUGCGGCAACACUAUUUUGAUGGAGAUUCUGACGGCAAUACUUAUAGCUAUGACUAUGAGUACACAGAUGACGAGGGCUCUGAUGCGCCGGCUGCUUCUGCCGACCAAGGACCUAUGGCUGAUUCGGCCAACACGUCAAAGGAUGUGGAGCCCGAUCAAGAAACGGCUGCUUCGGCCGGACACACUACAGCUGCUGCGGCUGGCCAAACUGAAGAUCAGGCUGCGGGUGAAACUCCGCCCACAGCCGAACAGAGCCCACGUCUCCAGUCUCCGCCUGCGCCAGAAAGUGAACCUCCGGUUUUACACCAACAUGUUCAUGCCAAGGGCAAGCCGGAGCCUUCCAGACUAACCUUGACUCCAGGUCCGGGCGCCCGUAUGACACAGGAUGACGAGGGCCCUGUGGAUCGGGAGGACUUCAAUGACGUUGUCUCAGCUGUUCGAGACCUCACUGGGGAGGCGCGCACCUUGGCAGAAAAACUCCGGGAACAACAACGCAGUGGACAUCGUUCUGCCGACUCAGGCUGGCGGUCUCGAAAGAGGCAACGGGCUGCUGAUUAUCGUGCUUCAGGAGGCUGUGCUGCCAAUCGGAUGCUUGUCAGCAGCAUGGACGCCGCUGACUAA
Durusdinium trenchii is the source of this 1188-nucleotide messenger RNA. The record is from the annotation of a GenBank genome assembly. Lineage: Eukaryota; Dinophyceae; Suessiales; Symbiodiniaceae.